Molecule: messenger RNA, 4050 nt
Organism: Coregonus clupeaformis (lake whitefish)
Lineage: Eukaryota; Metazoa; Chordata; Actinopteri; Salmoniformes; Salmonidae
Exons: 7
Coding region: 652-2286 (544 amino acids)
Source: RefSeq, a predicted model, not a curated record
GAUGAGGGAGUGGAGGAGCAGGAAGAAGGGAAGAAAUGGGACUCACCUCAUCAAUCAGGAACUGGGGUGGUGGUGUCUGAGAGUCGACGGGAGGGAGCGCUACCUCUGCCUAGAGAGAGGGAAGAGAGAGGAUUUUAUGGGGGUGAGGAGGCCUUGCCUGGGGACAGGGACCAGGCCCUUCAGCAGACACCUGUCCUCCUGGUCCAGCAGGCUGGUGGAUGUACUGCUAACAAGAGCCCAGGUGACCUGUCAGGCCUCUCUUCUGAUGGCUGCAGCGGGGGACUGUACAGGGCCGGAGCCCGCUACGGUGGCCCUGCAGGGACCUCAUUAGGGACUGUUGUAUUCCACCUGCAGAGAAAAGACGGAGGGACGGAAGAAGGAACUCACCACGCCCACCUCCCACUGGCCAGCAGCAGCUCAACAUACACACAGACCUCUCCCUCUCGGUUUGACACACACACUGGCUCUCUGUCCCAGCUCAACACACAGACCCACAACCAGACAGAACACACUGCCUCUCUGUCCCAGCUCAACACACAGACCCACAACCAGACAGAACACACUGCCUCUCGGCUGGACAGACACAGACGCAGCCAGGCUGUACGUGGCCUAUCGCUAGCGGCCUUGGAGGGCCAGUUCAGUCGCGGCGUGAUGAAUCGAUCCAGGACCACGGUGGAGGGCCAAGUGGAGGAAGAGGUGGAGGAAGAGGUGGAGGACACCCAGGCUGGGGCUAGGAGGGAGGAGGAGGUUCAGCAGGGCUUUAGCUUUAGGCUGGGUUCUCUGGUUAGCAGGGUGUCUAGGGGUGAGGAGGAGGCGCAGGAGGAGAGCCAGUUCUCUGCCUCUGGGCUGGGUGGUCUGGUUAGAAGGGUGUCCCGUAUAUCUGGGCUUGGGGGGGAGCAGGUGCUAGACUCUCCGGGGGAAGAGGGCUCUGUCUCUGGGAGGGGUUCUCUGGUCAGCAGGGGGGUCUCCUGGAUGUUCCCGGACGCGGGGUGUCUCUUGCGCUGCUCCCCCCCGAGAGUCCUGCAGCAGGUCUGGGACAGUACAGGAGUUCUGCAGCCUGGAGCUAGAGGAAGGGCUGGAAGUCUGCAGCCUGGAGCCUGGGGAGGAGCCAGCUCCAGCUGGUCAAGUCAGGUUGUCUCCAUGGUGAAGGAGAAUCGGGUGCUGUCAAUGGUCAAAGACAGCCAGGUCUUCUCAUUUGUCAGAGAGAGUCACAUGUUCUCCUAUGUUAAAGACAGUCAGGUGUUCUCUAUGGCCAGUGAGCUGCCAUUGGUGCAACACUUAAACACAGCGCUAACUCAAGACUUCAGGAGCAUUCCCAUUGCGCUCACUCAGGAUCUUCAGCCAGUGGAGUCAACUGGAAUACAGCAGAGAGCUAUUGUCCUCAACACAGCACCAAAAAUAAACCUUACAACCCACAAUACUGUCCUCAGCCCAGCAACAAGCCUGUACCUAGCCCAGAAUGCCAUUGAGUUCCCACAUAAACAGAACACCGGUAAAGAAGUGGAUCGGAGAACAGGGGAACAGAAUCUCAUCAGAAAACUGGAGUGGACACCGGUGCCGGAGGGCAGAGAGGAUGCUCUAUCUACAUCAGAGGAACAGAGUAUAACCAAGGAGGAGCUGUGGUCACCAGGGGACCAGAUAGAGGAGGACCCACAGUGUGUCACCGAUGGAGCCAACGGCAGCAAGCCACAGUCCCCUCCAGAGCAGGGGGACAACGCCAGGUCCGCAGGUCCAGAGAAGAGCUCUGUGCCUGGGCAGAGGACUGAGGGUGUCCAGGUAUAUUACCAGAGACUGGUGGAGUUCCCAGGGGCUCUGGUUAAACUCCAGUCCCUUCCCGUGUCCACCCUCCUGGGCUGUCUCCAAUCCGUCCUCCCCUCUGUCUUCACCUCUCAGAGACUACUGGCUCUCUGCUGGCUGGGCGUGGCCAACUGCAGCCAGCCCCGCCCACACCCUUCCCUCGUUCUCCUGUUGGAGUCCUGCCUCUACGCCCUGACCCUUGACCCCGACACGCCCGAUCAGACUAUGCCUCUGACAGUGUUCCAUCACCUUCCGCUGCUGCAGAUCAAGGAGAUCCAGGUGGGUUUUGGCGGUCAGAGCCUACGCCUCACGGCCUCCAGUGAGCAGAGUGUCCUCACUCUCUACACCCACAGCCAGACCUUCACCCAGUCCCUCACCCUCACCCUGCUAGGGGUGGUCUCCCCUGGGGACCAGCGAGUGGCACAGCACCCCCAUCCUGAAGGAGGACCUGAUGGAGCUGUCACUGAGCUGGAAGGCCCAGGUACCUGACCUGCUGUUGGGUGCUGGGCUCAGGCUGUCUGGUCAGUUCCACAAGACCCUAGCUGACCUGGUGUAUCUACUGCAUGGCAACAUGGACAGAGAGAAGCCUAGUCUGGGAGAGAUCAGAGUGCUGCUCUACACUAGCGUUGGUGUGACAACGACCCCUGACCCCAGACCUGACCCCUGGUCUCAGCUCCUCCUCACAGACACACACCUGGGACUGGUGCAGGAGAAUGCAGUGUUCCGCCCAGCUCCGCGCCACCUCCCCCUGCUGUCCCGCCAUGCCCAGUUCCAGAGGGUGGCCCUCCGGUGCCGUUCUGACAUCCGCUGUUUGAUGGUCCGAGAUGAGGCCGGGAAUGAAGGUGGGGCAACCAGACUGGACAUCAUCCUAUCUCGGAGGACCAGGGGAGAGAGGUGGGACAGACCUAGAGGACACCCUGACAGAAGAGGCGCCGGAGCCGCCGGAGCCGCCGGAGCCGCCGUCCUGUCCUCUAAUCCAUGUGCUCCGCAGCAGCUGCAGGAGGCUGAAGUGUGGAAAUUACAUUUCAGCUGCUCGUCGGAGGCCGCCUGUCUGAUUAAUCACUUGUCAAACGUCUGAAUGGUCACUGAUCAAGGACUGGACAGACCACAAUGAUCUAUAGCUUAGACAGCACCGGACUGAACAGAAGAACUGGUACCUAACUCGCACUGAGGUGACGUCAAGGUGUAUGUUCGCUCACUGAGAUGACGUCAAGGUGUAUGUUUGCUCACUGAGAUGGUCAUCAAGGUGUAUGUUUGCUCACUGAGAUGGUCGUCAAGGUGUAUGUUUGCUCACUGAGGUGACGUCAAGGUGUAUGUUUGCUCACUGAGAUGACGUCAAGGUGUAUGUUUGCUCACUGAGAUGGUCGUCAAGGUGUAUGUUUGCUCACUGAGAUGGUCGUCAAGGUGUAUGUUUGCUCACUGAGAUGACGUCAAGGUGUAUGUUUGCUCACUGAGAUGACGUCAAGGUGUAUGUUCGCUCACUGAGAUGACGUCAAGGUGUAUGUUUGCUCACUGAGUGGCAGUCAAAGAUGCAAAACAGUGCAUCUCAAAACAACAAGAUGGAGAAUAUCUCUACUAUGAAAGUAUUUAGGGCCAGUUUCCCGAACACAGACUAAGAUUAGUCAUGGACUUAAAAGCAUGCUCAAAAGACAAUCUCCUUAUACUGCAACUUUCGUCCAGGACUCGGGUUAAUCUGUGUCCAGGAAUCAGGCCCAUAGGGUAUAUGAAUAUAUUGAUGAUAUGUUUAAAUUUUGUUCAAUGUUUCCAUGCACUGAUUUCUAUGGAAUUUUCACAUCCCAUUUUCCACGUUAAUUUGAGUCUUUCUGAAAUGUACUUUUCUUUGUCUCCUGUUUUACAUGCUGUGUUAUUGUUUGUUUGUUUUUUUCAUUCGCUGUUCAUGUUGUUUUUGUUUACACUGUAGAGGGACACUUGAUUCUACUGAAUAUAGGCCAUUUUUAAGGAUAGGUAUGCAAAGUGUCCAAAUAAUUGCAGGGUAAGCCUUUUGACCACACAAAGACCAGUGUUAUACCUCAAAUAUUUAAAUGUUUGUGUUUUAUGGACAUAUGUAAACAAUAAAAAAAUUAUUUUACGGCAAAUAAUGUCAUGCAGUCUAAGAAUUAAUUAUAUUUGUGGAAAAUUUGCCUGACUUUGUAGUUUUUAGACACUUGUGUCUUUAAAAAUAAACAUUAAAAUGAUCAUGUUUACAAUGCUGCAGGUGGAAAAGCAGUUUUUUUGUUUAGGUUUCUAAAGUAA